Molecule: messenger RNA, 146 nt
Organism: Ambispora gerdemannii
Lineage: Eukaryota; Fungi; Glomeromycota; Glomeromycetes; Archaeosporales; Ambisporaceae
Source: the annotation of a GenBank genome assembly
AUCUUAAGAAAAUCAGCCAAUCACACGAAUGUCCCCCUAUGAAAUCUGUUUAUAUUCUGCAAUUUAAAUCUCGAGAAUCGGUUGGCGCCGAACUACUUGACAUUAUUAGUGGAAGUGGGUUACGUCGAUUUAUUACGAUCGCCUGA